Cyprinodon tularosa is the source of this 5205-nucleotide messenger RNA. It is a transcript of the gene smo, whose product is annotated as smoothened, frizzled class receptor. The transcript has 12 exons. Lineage: Eukaryota; Metazoa; Chordata; Actinopteri; Cyprinodontiformes; Cyprinodontidae. Gene Ontology annotation, cellular component: dendrite; plasma membrane; cilium. The record is from RefSeq and is a predicted model, not a curated record. Gene Ontology annotation, biological process: positive regulation of smoothened signaling pathway; central nervous system development; commissural neuron axon guidance. Gene Ontology annotation, molecular function: patched binding; transmembrane signaling receptor activity. The coding region runs from base 594 to 3023 and encodes 809 amino acids.
AUACCAGAGACAAAAAAGCCUACCAGAUCCUGAGCUGCAACCAACAGGAGCACAAACAAUCUGAAGGACUUCUGCCAUCAGAUACUCUACAUGGAGGAAAAACGUAUUUUUGGGACAUAUACACUGUUCUAAGGAUCAUUUCUCAGUUUUAGUUUUUCACUGAAGAAGUGGGUGGUGCAUGUGAGCAGAAGAUCCUAUUACAGAGAUUCAGACUUUUUCCAGUUUUUUUUUCUAUAAGUGGGGGUAGGGCGAAGCAACUUUCUCUGUUAUGGUUUUCUUCCUAAAGCGAUCCAGCAAAAAACUUCAUUUGAUCUGGAUUCAUCUUUAACUUUUUUUUUUUUUGAUACUUUUUCAGGAGUAAUUGAGCUGAAUAAUGUGGACAUUUAGGACUAUUCUGUGGCACACGGACGAAAAGUGCAGAGCCAAAAAGUUUGAGGGGACUUCAAGAAAACUGUAGAGAAGAAAAGAACGCCCUGCAGUUUUCCUGCAGCAUGGGAAUCUUCCUGUUUUACCACAGUAGCUUACAGUUUGAUUCCUAAAGCCUUGUUCUUUUGAGCAGUUGGAUUUUCCUCAGGUCCAUUUCUCCUUUCAAGAUGUCUUCCCAGGCUUGGAGCCCCAUUGUUGGGAUGCUUUGCAUCUGGGCUGCCUGGCUGUGGGGCUGUAGGGCAGUGCUGGCCCAGAACGGGACGUUGUUUGAAGACAACUGCAAGAAAACUACAACUUGUGAGGCGCUUAAAUACAACACUUGCUUGGGAUCACCUUUACCGUACACCCAUACAUCUCUGAUCCUGGCUGAGGACUCCAGUAGCCAAGAGGAGGCUUUUGAAAAGCUGACCAUGUGGUCUGGAUUGCGAAAUGCUCCACGCUGUUGGUCUGUAAUCCAGCCACUGCUCUGUGCCAUCUACAUGCCAAAAUGUGACAAUGGGCAAGUGGAGCUGCCCAGCAAAAGUCUGUGUUUGGCCACACGUCGCCCUUGCAGCAUCGUGGAUCGAGAGAGAGGAUGGCCCAAUUUUCUCAAAUGUGACAAAUUCCCAGUGGGCUGUUCGGUGCCGAAGUUGAAGUUCAACACCUCAGGCCAGUGUGAAGCUCCUCUGGUGAAGACAAACAUUCAGUCCAGUUGGUACAAGGAUGUAGAAGGUUGUGGUAUCCAGUGUGACAACCCCUUGUUCACAGAAGAGGAGCACGAUGAUAUGCACGCCUACAUUGCUUACUUUGGCACAGUCACCCUCCUCUGCACCUUUUUUACUUUGGCCACAUUUCUUGCUGACUGGAAAAAUUCAAACCGCUACCCAGCCGUCAUUCUCUUCUACAUCAAUGCUUGCUUCUUUGUGGGCAGCAUUGGUUGGCUGGCCCAAUUUCUGGAUGGAGCACGCAAGGAGAUUGUGUGCAAGAGCGACAACACUAUGCGGCUAGGGGAGCCCUCAUCUUCAGAAACGCUGUCAUGUGUCACCAUCUUCAUCAUCGUCUAUUACUCCCUGAUGUCUGGUGUGAUCUGGUUCGUCAUGCUCACCUACGCCUGGCACACCUCCUUCAAGGCUUUGGGAACAACUCAACAGCCGCUAUCUGGACGAACCUCUUAUUUCCACAUGGUGACCUGGUCCAUCCCUUUUGUCCUCACUGUUGCCAUCCUUGCUUUAGCUGAGGUGGAUGGGGACUCUGUGAGCGGGAUUUGCUUUGUUGGCUACAAGAACUACCACUAUCGGGCUGGAUUUGUGCUGGCGCCCAUUGGAGUGGUGCUAGUUGUUGGAGGCUACUUCCUCAUCCGGGGUGUCAUGACCUUAUUUUCCAUCAAGAGUAACCACCCGGGACUGCUGAGUGAGAAAGCAGCCAGCAAAAUCAAUGAGACAAUGCUGAGACUUGGUAUAUUUGGAUUCCUUGCCUUUGGCUUUGUUUUCAUCACAUUCGGAUGUCACUUUUAUGACUUCUUCAACCAGGCUGAAUGGGAGAGAAGCUUCAGAGAAUAUGUGCUGUGUGAAGCCAAUGUGACAAUUGCUUCUCAAACCAAUAAGCCCAUCCCAGAAUGCACCAUUAAAAACCGUCCCAGUCUGAUGGUGGAGAAGAUCAAUCUGUUUUCCAUGUUCGGGACAGGAAUAGCUAUGAGCACCUGGGUCUGGACUAAGGCCACCUUUCUCAUCUGGAAACGCACUUGGUUCAAGAUCAUCGGUCGCAGUGACAAUGAACCCAAAAGGAUCAAGAAGAGCAAAAUGAUUGCUAAGGCGUUUGCAAUGAGAAAGGAGCUUCACAAGGACCCGGAGAAGGAGCUUUCCUUCAGCAUGCACACCAUGUCACACGAUGGCCCAGUGGCUGGAAUUAAUUUUGAGCUGAACGAGCCAUCCAAUGAUGUUUCAUCAGCAUGGGCGUUACACGUGACCAAGAUGGUCGCUAGACGUGGAGCCAUACUGCCUCAGGACAUUUCUGUCACUCCCACUGGGACACCAGUGCCCCCUCCAGAGGCGAAGAACAAGUUGUGGAUGGUGGAGGCAGAGAUAUCACCUGAGAUGAUAAAGAGGAAAAAGAAGAAGAAGAAAAGAAGGAAGGAGGUGCGAAAGCCGGAAGAGGUGGUGGAAAACCAAACUUGCCUUCAGCGAGAGUUUGGCCGCAGCGCAGUUCCCCGACUGCCUAAACUUCCCUGUCACCCAAGCCUGGUGGCCAAUCUGCGUGAACAGCAGAGGGAGCUGACGUUGGAGCAGGAGAAUCUGCCAGGCUCUUUACCAGAUUUUGAACCUUAUGAGGAGAGGUGUCCUUACCUGCAGUGUCAGAGCAGUAAAAAUAGUUAUCUGAUGACUCAGGUUGAUUGUCCGGAAAACCUGGGUCUUAGGCCACGCUGUACCCCUUUGACUUCAAACCGGCAGCCUGGUGGAUCAUCAAUGUUCCCAGGAGGGAUGGAUCAUCCUGGCGGGCUGUCAGAGAGAAUGGCUCAUGUGGCACGGGUACCAGCGGGCCGCAGGGCUGGCUAUGGACCCAUCCACUCCAGGACCAAUUUAAUGGAAGCAGAGCUUAUGGAUGCUGACUCUGAUUUUUAAAACAGCAAGAACACCAAUAACUGGGGGUAACCUAAAAACAUUCCUCUGAACUCCACCAGACCUAACAACACCAGGGUCUUAAAUGUGUGGUCAGUUUUAAGUCUGUUAUUUACGUUGUAUGAGUGUAUGUGUGCAAGAGACGUAUGGAGACACAAAAGAGAAAAAUAAUCUGUAAAUAUAUUUAGAAAAGAUUAGUUUUUAUAUUACAUUCUGUACAAUAUACCCUGUGUUCUAUUGCAUAUGUGUAAUAAAACAGAUCAGGCAGCUAAACUGUCCAUGUCUUGUAAGCAUGGGCUGGUAAAACGUUCUCAGUGUGAUUACAUUCAGUCUAAAAUUCUUUAUGGCAUUUUGACAAAACAGCACAAAUAUGUAUAAUAUUGCUAAAUGCUUUUAUUUUAAACAGUAAAUACUAUUAUUGACACUACCCUUUAAUAAUCUAAUAUAGCUGGCUAGUUCUAAACUACUAUGUUAGUUAUAGAGAUGCACCAAUCAGUCCACCACAGUUUUGAACCGGCCAAAUUUCCUCUGUUCUCCCAACCAGUGGCAGUUCUAGAUCAAGUGUACCAGGGGGCCAGGAGGGGGCCAGCAUUGUUUUCAUGGGGGCACAGAAAAGCAUGAAAUAAAAAACAGGGUUAGGGAUUCCAAUAUAUUUAGAUAGCUGCAUAAGGUAAAAUUUCUGUUUAAUUAGGUUUGAUUAAAAGUCUAUGUCUUAUUUGGCCAAUAUACAUUCAGAAUUUAGGAAUUUUACAUAUUUUCGACUUAAUUUUAGUUAAAGUAACUGUUUUCUAUAAAAUCUGAAUUAGAAAAAAGUAUUUUGUUGAAAAAAGAAAAACAUUUAGCAGAUGAAAAAUGGGAUUCCUAUCUCAAUCCCACUGAAUCACAUUAUUGUUUUUAAAUUAUUAGUAAAACAGAAUUUAUAAAGAAAAAAUAAAUUAAAUGGAUCCAAAGAACUUAUCAGUAACCAUGUCUGUUCCAGCGUAUGUCAUCAUUAGAAUUUCUUUGAGUAUUAUGUCUUCAGUACAGGGGCCAGGACAUGAUCUACAGGGGCACUGGCCCCCGUUGGCCCCUGUCUAGAACCACCCAUGCUCCCAGCAAUUGAUUUUUUUAUUUUUUUUUUAUCUAGAGCCCAAAGUGGAGGCUGCAGGGAUCAAAUGGGGGACUUGCAACCUUCUCAGAGCACAAGUGCAUUGCUCUAACCCACUAGAUCAACACUCCUAACAUAUAAUAGAAAUGUAUGGAAGCCUGCUUACAGACAGCUGGUUAAAUAAUGACUCUUGGAAUUGGAAAUUUCCUCUGUGCUUUACAAAUCACUUUCUUUAAAAUUAAAUUAAAAUUUCAAUUAACUGUUAAAACUUUUACAUAUCUUUAUACCUGUAGCCAGUCUACACCUAAAACGUGUGUCAUUUUCUUUGCAGCAGCUUUAUUGAUCGGUAAAAAAGCAACAUGAUGUUCCAGUUAAAGAUGAUUUUACUGUAUGAAAUAAACUUCUGUUGCUACUGUUUUCUUUAGACAAAAUGUAUGCCUUUCCUGUAAGGAACUGAAAAAUAAGCUAACCUGAUGUUUUAACUCACAAGUUCUAGUAUCAACAGUAUUAGAGAGUGACUUAAUUGGAGCUUGACAUGUAUUACUCAACAGCAGAGUAAAAGUUCAGAGGGGAAGAGUAAAGCCUGCAUUAGACUCUUAAGUUUCCUACUUGGUUUGUUUACUUCAGUUUUACAGAUAAACUAUUGAUCUGUCACUUAUUGUGUUGUUAUUAAUCUGUUUCUCUGCCUUUAUUUGUAAAAUAUGCAGUCUUGUUUUAUAUUUGAGUUGUUGCCUGGUGCAACAACGCAUCUCUGUAUUUUGUUUGAAGAACAUUUUUAUUUAGUAAAGCUGAAUUUCUCAGAUUUUCUCUCACGUUUCCACUUUUUUUGUAUAUUUCGAAAAAAAAACAUAUGUAUGAACUUUUGUAAAAAUUGUGCUUAAAGUGGACUCUGUACGUUCUCGUCCUCUUCAGUCUAGAUUUUUGUACGCAUCACAGAUGCUUUGAAAGGGCAGUUUCUCUGCAGAACAUUUGUCCCCCUGUUUAAAUUAAGGCACUGUUUAUAUUCUUUAUACAGCGUAUAUCUUCUGCAAGGCUGAUGAAUAAAAAGGGAUGACAUGGCUGUUUUUUUUAUUUCAAAUAAAUGUUCCACUGUUCUUU